Messenger RNA from Coffea eugenioides, 1173 nucleotides. Its product is annotated as glycine-rich cell wall structural protein 1-like. Lineage: Eukaryota; Viridiplantae; Streptophyta; Magnoliopsida; Gentianales; Rubiaceae. The transcript is spliced from 3 exons. The record is from RefSeq and is a predicted model, not a curated record. Bases 1 to 1173 code for a protein of 390 amino acids.
AUGGGUUCUCCUUCUAGAAAAUGCUUUUUUGUGUUUCUUCUUCUCUUGAGCAUUGUCUUAGACUUGAGCAUAACAACUGCUGGUGAUGCCAAAGUUGAGAAACAAUGGGGGGAAGAUGGUUGUGGAAUUGGUAGGAGAGGCUGUGGUAGUAGGGGAAGGGAAGGACGAGGGUUAGGUGGAGUUGGAGGAGGUUUUGGAGGUGGUGGAGGUGGAGGAAUUGGUGGUGGUGCAGGAAAAGGUGGAGGGUUUGGAGCAGGAGGUGGUGUUGGUGGCGGUGCCGGGGGUGGAAUAGGUGGCGGAGGAGGUUUUGGAGGUGGUAAAGGUGGAGGAGUUGGUGGUGGUGGUGGUGAAGGUGGAGGGUUUGGAGCCGGAGGCGGUGUUGGUGGUGGUGCUGGGGGUGGAGUAGGCGGUGGAGGAGGUUUUGGAGGUGGUAAAGGUGGAGGAGUUGGUGGUGGUGCUGGAAAGGGUGGUGGGUUUGGAGCAGGAGGUGGUGUUGGUGGAGGUGCAGGUGGCGGAGGAGGUUUUGGAGGCGGUAAAGGUGGAGGAAUUGGUGGUGGUGUCGGAAAGGUGGAGGGUUUGGAGCUGGAGGUGGAGUUGGUGGUGGUGCAGUGGAGUAGGUGGUGGAGGAGGGGGUGGAAGGAGGUUUUUGGAGGCGGUGAAGGUGGAGGAGUUGGUGGUGGUGCUGGAAAAGGUGGAGGUUUUGGAGCCGGAGGCGGUGUUGGUGGUGGUGCAGGGGGUGGAGUAGGUGGUGGAGGAGGUUUUGGAGGUGGUAAAGGUGGAGGAGUUGGUGGUGGUGUUGGAAAGGGUGGUGGGUUUGGUGCAGGAGGUGGUGUUGGUGGAGGUGCAGGUGGCGGAGGAGGAGGGUUUGGCAGUGGUGGAGGUGGUGGCAUUGGUGGUGGGUCAGGUCAUGGUGGUGGACUUGGAGCAGGAGGAGGAGCAGGUGGAGGCAUUGGUGGAGGUGCAGGAGGCGGCAGUGGCGCUGGUGGUGGUGAAGGCGGUGGUGUCGGUGGCGGUUUUGGCCAUGGUGGAGGUGUUGGAGCGGGUGGUGGAGUAGGAGGUGGAGCUGGAGGAGGUUCUGGACAUGGUGGUGGAUUUGGUGCUGGAGGAGGUGGAGCCGGUGGAGGAGUUGGAGGCGGUGGAGGAUUCGGAGGAGGAGGUGGUGGUGGAAACUAA